Messenger RNA from Mizuhopecten yessoensis (Yesso scallop), 3188 nucleotides. RefSeq names its product dynein heavy chain-like. The coding region runs from base 1361 to 3169 and encodes 602 amino acids. The transcript is spliced from 2 exons. Lineage: Eukaryota; Metazoa; Mollusca; Bivalvia; Pectinida; Pectinidae. The record is from RefSeq and is a predicted model, not a curated record.
AUAUAUUUGUAAUUUACAAAAUUCUAAAAAUUCUAUAUCACAUACAAAAUGUGAUUGAAUAAAAAAAUAUAUGAUCAAGAUGACUCCUCUAUUACAUCAACAUUGACCUUACAAAAUGUCGACACAUUACUAAUGUUACAUUAGUACCUCAAUAUCUAAGAAACUACUUGUUGAAAUGAAAAUGAUUUAUUUGUACAACCUUGUCAGCUUUUAACUCUGUUCUCAUUGGCUUGAACAGCUGUUACCAUACAUUUUUGUACUGUGGUGCAAGUUUUUUUUGUUCAGCAAUUGUCCAUCUACCAACUUUUUGACAUUUUCUCUUUUUUAGACUACUGUCGGUGUAGCUAUCAAAGUCAUUUAUUUCCCCAUCUGAAAGUUUCCCAGAGGAAAAUAUUACUGGGCUAUAACUAGCUUAUAAUUAAUUUUUUCAUCAUCAGUAUUUUAGCUAAUUAAAAGACUAUGUUAUUCAUGCACUAAACAUCUUGUUUUCUAAUUGUACUGUCUACAGAUAGGCUUACAAGGAUGAGUAAAAAAAUGCCACACCUUUGGGUGGUAAAGGAAUUCAAGUUACCAGGGCAUCAAAAUUUUGCUAUAAAUCAUGGAUAAGUGAUACAGCCACCAUGGGCCUCUUGUUUGUCAUUAGAUAAAUUUCAAUAUGAUUUUGUCAGGGUUUAAUUAUUUUUAUCAACUUGGUCUCCAGACAUUAUUUUGAAGCUGUCCAUUAUAAUACAACCAGUUGUAUUAUGUUCCAAUAUUAUCAUUUCCUAUUGUAUUGUUACAGAAUCAUAUUGGCUCCUAGUCUUGAUAUGUCAUUAUCUAAUAAUUGUAGUAUUCUAGUCACAAAACCAAGGCCAGAAAUAAUUCUAUCGAAACUCAAAUGAAUUCUUGUGAUUGGCUUAACUGAGAUAUUGGGGGCAUUGUUUCUUCACCUUGAAUUAAAACGGGUUUUUAUGAAGUUGAUCUGAUUGAGAAAAAAAGAAAAAAAUCAGCAUUCAGUAACAAACAAAUGAUUUUUUUUCGCCACCGAUUUAUCUCUGCUAGUGAACAAAUAUGUAGUGUGGACACAAUAUAUUUAUGUACAUGUUUGUUUUCAUUGUUUGUAAAUUAAUAAAGAGGACUAUUUCCCCUGUUAAUAUAAAACUAUAUGUUGUAAUGGAAUAUAUCACUGCCACUCUUUGUACUGGUGAAAGCAACCUUUUGAAACAAAUUUCCUUCACUUUGAAAUACAAUAUAUUUAUAUAAUUGCAGCAUUGGAAUUAUUCCUUGUUCAAUGUUAUUAUAAACAAGCAUUCCGUUUUAUCAUUCCGUUUACAAAGAAAACUAUUUGCAAGUUUUGGUUGUUAAAUUUACAAAUAAAUCUAUGUUUAUAUUUUCACACACAACAAAAUUAUUUAGCUAUACUGUACUGUAUGUUGAUACAGCUGGUAGCUACACUGUACGGUAUGUUGAUACAGCUGGUAGCUACACUGUACAGUAUGUUGAUACAGCAGGUAGCUACACUGUACAGUAUGUUGAUACAGAUGGUAGCUAUACUGUACAGUAUGUUGAUACAGCUGGUAGCUACACUGUAUGGUAUGUUGAUAUAGCUGGUAGCUACACUGUACGGUAUGUUGAUACAGCUGGUAGCUACACUGUACGGUAUGUUGAUACAGCUGGUAGCUAUACUGUACAGUAUGUUGAUACAGCUGGUAGCUACACUGUACAGUAUGUUGACAUAGCUGGUAUCUACACUGUACGGUAUGUUGAUAUAGCUGGUAGCUAUACUGUACAGUAUGUUGAUACAGCUGGUAGCUAUACUGUACAGUAUGUUGGUACAGCUGGUAGCUACACUGUACAGUAUGUUGACAUAGCUGGUAGCUACACUGUACGGUAUGUUGAUACAGCUGGUAUCUACACUGUACGGUAUGUUGAUACAGCUGGGAGCUACACUGUACGGUAUGUUGAUACAGCUUGUAGCUAUACUGUACAGUAUGUUGAUACAGCUGGUAGCUAUCCUGUACAGUAUGUUGAUACAGCUGGUAGCUACACUGUACGGUAUGUUGAUACAGCUGGUAGCUAUACUGUACAGUAUGUUGAUAUAGCUGGUAGCUACACUGUAUGGUAUGUUGAUACAGCUGGUAGCUAUACUGUACAGUAUGUUGAUACAGCUGGUAGCUACACUGUACGGUAUGUUGAUACAGCUGGUAGCUAUACUGUACAGUAUGUUGAUACAGCUGGUAGCUACACUGUACAGUAUGUUGAUACAGAUGGUAGCUAUACUGUACAGUAUGUUGAUAUAGCUGGUAGCUAUACUGUACUGUAUGUUGAUAUAGCUGGUAGCUACACUGUAUGGUAUGUUGAUACAGCUUGUAGCUACACUGUACAGUAUGUUGAUACAGCUUGUAGCUACACUGUACAGUAUGUUGAUACAGCUGGUAAUUAUGUUGUACAGUAUGUUAAUACAGCUGGUAGCUACGCUGUACGGUAUGUUGAUACAGCUGGUAGCUACGCUGUACGGUAUGUUGAUACAGCUGGUAGCUACACUGUACGGUAUGUUGAUACAGCUGGUAGCUACAAUGUACAGUAUGUUGAUACAGCUGGUAGCUACACUGUACGGUAUGUUGAUACAGCUGGUAGCUACACUGUAUGGUUUGUUGAUACAGCUGGUAGCUAUACUGUACGGUAUGUUGAUACAGCUGGUAGCUAUACUGUACUGUAUGUUGAUACAGCUGGUAGCUAUACUCUACUGUAUGUUGAUACAGCUGGUAGCUACGCUGUACAGUAUGUUGAUAUAGCUGAUAGCUAUACUGUACGGUAUGUUGAUACAGCUGGUAGCUAUACUGUACUGUAUGUUGAUACAGCUGGUAGCUAUACUCUACUGUAUGUUGAUACAGCUGGUAGCUACGCUGUACGGUAUGUUGAUAUAGCUGAUAGCUAUACUGUACUGUAUGUUGAUACAGCUGGUAGCUACACUGUACGGUACGUUGAUACAGCUGGUAGCUACACUGUACAGUAUGUUGAUACAGCUGGUAGCUAUACUGUACUGUAUGUUGAUACAGCUGGUAGCUACACUGUAUGGUAUGUUGAUACAGCUGGUAGCUAUACUGUACGGUAUGUUGAUACAGCUGGUAGCUACAUUGUACGGCUUGUACCUUUACGUAAGCUAUAUGUUUUUGAUGUACAUUUAUGAUUAAAUUGAUGAAAUAUGA